This is a messenger RNA of Phasianus colchicus (ring-necked pheasant), 7206 nucleotides long. It is a transcript of the gene HDX, whose product is annotated as highly divergent homeobox. Gene Ontology annotation, biological process: regulation of transcription by RNA polymerase II. Gene Ontology annotation, molecular function: RNA polymerase II cis-regulatory region sequence-specific DNA binding; DNA-binding transcription factor activity, RNA polymerase II-specific. NCBI's taxonomy places the organism in Eukaryota, Metazoa, Chordata, Aves, Galliformes, Phasianidae. The record is from RefSeq and is a predicted model, not a curated record.
GAAUAUAAAAUAAAUGCCCUUCCUUCCAGGAAUUCUGUAGUAAUGGUUCACUUGCAAAGGUUUUUAAGAACAGGUCAAUUGUAUAGGAGUGAUAAGAAGGAAAAAAGUAUGGGUUUUCUUCCAGUCUUUUUUUCUUCCUGUCCGUACUGUUUUUGUUUUCAUAUCCAUUUAAAAACUUUUUUUUUUUUCAAAUUUGUGCUAUUAAAAAUGCCUUUGAUAAACAUAACAAUGAAUAGAAGACCAAUAUUAAAUUCUUCUUUCUCUUUUCUCUUUCCAGUUUUGGUACAUAGCAGUUUUGUGUGUUCCACAAAUUCAUCUUUCACAUGCCUCAUCAUUAGAAAAACACUCAAAGGUAAUAAAAAUAAAAAGCAAAGGCAUUCUUGAUUUUCAUAAAAAAUAUCCCAAGCAGUAAAAAAGUGGAACAAAUCUCUGCAAUACAUACACAGCCAGGCUCUUCUGUAGUUUUUUUUUUUUGUGUUUUUUUUUUCCAGAAGCACCAGCUGUUUUUUGCAUACUAGCAUAAGGAACACAUUUGCAGAUGCAAUUUAUGGGAGUUUUGUUUAUGCACUGGGUGGGGAUUAACAGUUAAUUUUAAUUAAUGUGGCAACACCAAGUUCAAAGAAGAUGGGAAAACUGUAAAUCUCCUAAGACCACUACUGCUGGCUGUGGCUGUGGAUGCAGAAAAGGUCUGCAUGGAAUUUUCCACAGCAACAUUUUUACUGAGUUUUACAUGCUGUAAUCAUUUCUCCUUCCUUAUUUCACAAGAAACCUCCUGAUUUAGCAGGUCUUUAAUUGCACUCUUGUGCUUUCCAAUCUUUGGUGUGUCUUCAUAGCAUUUCUGUGGAUCAGACAAAUACCACUGCUGCCAUUUCAAGUGACAGUUCAUCAAGAAGAGCCUGUGACAGGGCAGGCACCUGACUGCAAGGUCUGUUUUCUGAGCAGCUGGCACCUGGGCAAAGCCAACCGCAUCGACAGAAAAAGAAUGGCACACUCAUUCAUGGAAACAAGUAAAUGAAUAGCAGGCAACCUGGAUUCAAAAAUAAAUCAUGUCAAAGCAAUCUAAGUUUCCCCUGUGAUAAAUAAUGAGCCUUGUGUAGACAUGAAGCAGUGAAUGUCAUACUUCUUGGUAAGGCAGUGCUCUUGGCAGUUUCAGUGCUCUUGCAGUAAAGCUGGGGAAGCGAAGCCUCUGACCUGGUUGAGGAACUGCUCAGAGAAUGGUCAGAAAAUGGUUUGGACCGAAUGAAAGGUGUGAGCAGGUUUUUUACCGUGAUCAGUCUUGGGCCUGAAGUUCAAUAGAUCUGCUCUGUGAAUUUAACUUAGCUGACAAUUCAGUAUGAAUAUUAGCAAAAAUUUUCUAACAAGGACAGUUGAGCACUGGAUUAACUGCAGCGUUCAGUGGCGACUCGUUACAGUUCCCCAAGCACAAGUUCAACAUUUCUUUUAGGGAAAAGAGGGCAAAUUCAGUGAUGAGGUCCCAUUUUGGCUGACACUGUACAACCGCAUGUUUUAGUGGUGAAACAUUUGACUGCUCCUUUCCAUCCUGUUUGCACCUUCCACUGAAAGCCCACUGACCUUGUCAGGUCACACCCAGAUCUGGCAUAGAAAUCAAUGAAUAGAGCAAAGCUGUCCUAGGAGAAGACUCUUCUUACUGGGUUGGUUUUUUGGUUGGGUUGGUUGGCCUUGUUUAUUUGUUUGUUUGUUUUUUUCUGGCGUUUUUUGUUUGUUUGUCUUUGUCAUUGGCUUUCCUGUUCUUCCAGACUCAGCAGAAAGCCAAAAGAAUGAGCUUGGGAUGGAGGAUGAGAAGAUUGGGGUGAUUUUACAGUUUGGUUCCUGGCUGGGUAUGCAACACUGGGCUCUUGACCUACUCCAUAUCCAAUAUGGGAACAGUGUGACAGUCACACCCAGCGGCUGCCAUUAAUGCAGGGACACACAGCCACAGGGCUCACAAAUUCAGCCCAAUGUACGUCCUGCUGAGAAAUUCUUUCUGCCAUGCAGAAGUAACAACCCAGACUGAGCCAAGUAAAUAACAGUAAGCUGAGCUAAUUAGUUUAAUGAGCUAAUAUGAAGUAGCUACAUCAGAGUCUCACUUUGAUGCUAAUUCCCUCAUGUACAGAGUCCUUUUAUGUCCCAGGCUGCUGUUCAAACCACUGGACCAAUUUGCCAGCCUCUGUUAAUUUAAGUCUGUUAUUAAUGAAUGAGAAAGUGCAUGGAUCUGGUUGCAAGAGAAGGAUAUUUGUUUUAUUUCAUCCUGUCAUAGCUUUUCCCUCAAGGUUUGUCUCGCUGAGAGGGAAGUCUCACUACCAGAGAAGGACAUAAAUAGUGCAAAGUUUUUUCUGGAGCUCAGCUGCUGUACGCAGUCCCUUUAGGCUCUGCAAAGUUUUAAUGCUUUCUGGUAAAAGCAUUGACUUCAGGUCUUCUAAACAAAACUCACCAAGAUGCUUGCAGCCUGUCCCUGCGCUUUCAUAGCAGGAGCCCUUUAGCUUGUUUGUCUCUCUCCUGCCUUUUUUUUUUUCACUUAAAUGUUCAGUUUACUUUUCUAAAGUGACUCCUAUGUACUACUGAGUGCCCCUCUUUUACCUCACUCCUAACAUUAGCAUUACAGCAUUUUUUGUUUCUUUUCAAAUUUCCUUUCCUUUUCUUUUGCUAUUCUUCUUGUUGAAUAUAGAUUUUUCUGCUUCAGCUCUUGGUCUCACCUUUCUUACUGAGACAAAUGUCUGUUUCUGGGAUCUUUUGUGUGGUCACAAAUCUGUGUAUUAUCUUUUGAUAAUGUAAAUACACAGCUGAAGUCUUCUUUAAGAAUGAUCCCAUGGCUUUUUGAUAUCAGCUGUAGAAAGGAGCACCUGUGAGCCCACUGUUAGCCAGAAAAGAGCCUUUGAAAUAGUACUUUCUACUAUUUAUCAUUUAACACGUUUAAUAAGCUGUAUUUUAUCAAAUAUCACUGUAUCUUUUUCAAAUGGUUUUUGAGAAUGUCUCACCAUUUUUGUUUCCUAGAUUCCAGAUAAUGUGAAAAUGUUGCAUUUUUCUCUGGAAUCAUCCCAUAGCAAAUUCCAAAUCAAUGUCUUCUGUAGAAGUGGUGUAGUGUUUUCACGAUUCCACUAUUCACUUCUCACAAGCAGAGUGUCGACGGCACCAGAAGGGGAACAUAUCUAGGGGAAACACCAGCAUGAUACAAGACUCAGGAUUUAAAAUACAUGGACUAUCCCUAAGAUCCUGUUAUUAAACUGAGGUGUUCAGUGCCACAUCGAAUUCAGUGUGGUGGGGGCUGAUGCGCAAGGGAUGCUCUAGCCCAGAAAAGCACAAUCUUUGCAGCUGGGCCAUACAACUGCACCACACAACUACUGCUACGACACAAGCCAAAGACUGAUCCUUUGCUGAAAACACUAUCAGUAACAAAAUCUUUAGCUAAAUUAGGCUUUAUUAAUUGAUGGAUUGACUUUCCAAUGUGGUAAAGGAAAUGUAAUUACAAUGUGGACAGAACAUGAGCAACUAUUCAACUACUGAAAGGUACUUCAGAAGGACAGCCUGUAUUUGUGAGUGAGCACACAGCUGCUUGUUGUGAGACGGAAACCCAGACGGAACGUUGGUGGCCAGAAGCAGAGUUAAAUGCAUUAAAAACUGGUUUUAAAAAUAUGAGUAACAGACUGUAAUGCUGAAAUAGCCGCACACGCACACUGACUGCUUUCCCGCUCCGCCUGCCAGUGCCAGUCCCUGUGUUUCCACCCCGCACAUCUGACGAGACCACAUUAACAUCACGGCACAAAAUUAACUGCAUUAGUUUCACACCAGGACUUGUGAACUAUUCAGGACAGCAACGGGGGAAGCCUGAAGGUUAUUUAUUAACACUACAGGGCCUCGCAUCCGCGGCUUCUCACAUCAGAGCCAAUACAAGCGGACUGACGCGCAUUCGAGCGUCCGCCACACCGCGCAGCGCACGGCACGGCUGAGCGCGUCGAGCUUCCCGCCCUCGGGGGAAGCUCCCUGCAGACACGGCCGGGCCGCGCAGUGCCGGCAGCGCUGCCUCGUGCCGCGGCUCGGCACAAAGGCGCGGCGUGAUGUCGGCGCAGCGCCGGUGGGCGCGAGGGGCAUUGUGAGGCGCCCGGCCACGUGCCGCACGCGUGGGCUCCCAGCGAGACGCGUGCGGAUCUCGAGCCACGAAAAGUUUAUUUCUCCACCGUCGCGGUGCUCGCGUGAUCGAAAUCCGGCUCCUUUUCCAUCUUCUCGAUUUUACGGGACGCACGUCCCCGUCUGCCCGGCAGCAAGAAGGCUGCGAAGUGCGGCCGACGCUGUUCAGCCACCGUUCAGCGCUCGCUCCCCCUCCAGCGGCCGCUCCCCGGCGCCCACCGCCGCGCUGGGGGCGGGAUGCCGGCGGGCGCGGGGCGCGGAGGGGCUGAGGGCGGCGGCGCCCCCCCGGGCCGGGGGGCGGGGGCGAGCACUGUCCCGGCCGGCGCUGAUCUCACGCUCCCAUUGGCCGCUGUCUGCGCUGACGUCACGAUCAUGAUGAGAAUUAAUGAUCGGAGGCGCUGAUUUCAUUGUGUGACGCCGGGACCGACCCAGCCGAAACCGGCUGAAUCCGGAGCCCCGAGCCCCCCAGACCGGCCCCGCGCAGCACGUUUCAAUGUGUUGCCCACCAGCUGGACGCCUGGUUUUCCAAAAAGCUCCAACGUGUCUUUUCUAAGCUUGACGAGUCAAGAUUAAAAUUCAAUUAUGAUAAGAAUCCAUGUGGAUUUCUAACUUGGAGUCUGCAGCUCAAGAUAAAGAUGAAUCUGCGUUCUGUAUUUACUGUAGAACAACAAAGGAUAUUACAGCGUUAUUAUGAAAAUGGAAUGACAAAUCAAAGUAAAAAUUGCUUUCAGCUCAUAUUACAGUGUGCACAAGAAACUAAACUGGACUUCAGUGUAGUCAGGACGUGGGUUGGCAAUAAAAGAAGGAAGAUGAGCAGCAAGAGUGCUGUAGAAUCUGGAGGUGCUCCCCCAGGGACUGCCCCUGCUGCUCCCUUGGUACCGCCGGAAGCAACAGUUAGAAAUGUGGUAAAUAUUGCUCGGUCCCAAAGUCAGCAGUCUUCUUGGACCUCUUCUAAUAACGAUGUAAUAGUUACUGGUAUAUACAGUCCUGCUAGUUCAUCCAGUAGGCAAGGAUCCACCAAGCAAACAAAUGCUUCAAUGGCAGAAGUACAUAAAACCUCUAUUCCGAGACUACCAGGAAAAAGUGAUGCAGACUUUCAGCAGCAGCACAUCCCUAUAGGGAGACAAAUACCACACUGUAAAAAUGCCUCACUAUUAGUAGGGGAAAAAACUAUUAUUUUAUCUAGACAAACAAGUGUACUGAAUUCUGCGAACUCCAUUUAUAGUCACACAAAAAAAAGCUAUGGUGGUUCAUCAGUCCAAACUGCAGAGUUGGUGUUACCUCAGAAACCAAUGAUAUGCCACAGACCCUGCAAAGCUGAACUCAUGGGAUGUCAGAGGUUACAAAAACCAGAACAUGCAGCUCUUGCAUCGCAUGUGCCCCCUGGACAAAGGGCUAACACUAGGGACCCUUCCUGUAGCACACAAAACCUGGAAAUCCGCGAGGUUUUUUCUCUGGCGGUUACAGAUCAACCUCAAAGAAUUGUGGGAGGAAGUACAGCACAGAAGCAUUGCUCAGUGGAAGGCAGCUCUCUGUCCAUUGCGAUGGAAACUGGAGAUGUGGAUGAUGAAUAUGCUAGAGAAGAAGAACUAGCAUCCAUGGGAGCACAAAUACAAAGCUAUUCAAGAUACUGUGAAAGUAGCAGUUCUGUUCGAGUGGAGAACCAAAGUGCAGCCUUGUCUGGGCCAGGAAGAAAUGUGAGCUGUAGUUCUCAGAUGGUGAAUGCCAGGGACGUGCCUGACAGUAUGCUGUAUCAUAGCAGAGACUACCACUUGCCUGCACGGACCUCAUUACAUACAUCCAGUACAUUAUAUAACACUGCUAAUACAUCAAGAAGUACUUUUUCUCCUCAUUUUACAUCUUCAAAUCAACUGAGGCUGUCACAAAACCAAAAUAAUUACCAGAUUUCAGGAAACCUUACUGUGCCUUGGAUUACAGGUUGUUCCAGAAAAAGAGCAUUACAGGACCGCACCCAAUUUAGUGACCGAGACUUAGCGACCCUAAAGAAAUACUGGGACAAUGGCAUGACCAGCUUGGGCUCAGUCUGCAGAGAGAAAAUUGAAGCUGUUGCUGCAGAAUUAAAUGUUGACUGUGAAAUAGUGCGGACAUGGAUUGGGAAUCGAAGACGGAAGUACCGUUUAAUGGGGAUUGAGGUCCCACCCCCUAGAGGAGGUCCUGCUGAUUUCUCUGAUCAAUCUGAAUUUGUUUCUAAAUCAGCACUUAAUCCAGGAGAGGAAACUGCUACUGAAGUGGGGGAUGAUAAUGAUAGGAAUGAUGAAGUAUCAAUCUGCUUAUCUGAAGGAAGCUCACAAGAAGAAACAAAUGAAGCUCUUCAAAAUGAAGAAAUUCAUCACAAAGAUGAUGAGCGGAAUCCAGUAUCUGCUGAUAAUGUGAAAAUAGAAAUUAUAGAUGAUGAAGAAAGUGAUAUGAUAAGUAAUUCUGAAGUGGAUCAAAUGAGUUCUCUUUUGGAUUACAAGAAUGAAGAAGUCAGAUUCAUUGAAAAUGAGUUGGAGAAUCACAAACAGAAGUAUUUUGAACUGCAGACGUUUACACGGAGUUUGAUACUUGCUAUUAAAUCAGAUGAUAAGGAACAGCAGCAGGCACUGCUCUCAGACUUACCUCCUGAAUUAGAAGAAAUGGAUUUCAAUCACACAUCACCAGAGCCUGAUGAUACCUCAUUCAGCUUGUCGUCUUUAUCGGAGAAAAAUGCCUCGGACAGUUUGUGAUUUUACUUCAUUUUUUUAAUUAUUUCUAAUUGACAGAAAGAAACCUCACAUAAUGUGUAAGUUUCAAGAGAACAACAUUUUGCUAUACGGUGUUCUUCAACCCAAAAAGGAAAGCCCAAGUUGAAGUAGACCUCCCUGAAGAAUGACUGUAGUACAUAAUGGCUGCAGUUUGCGAUGUCAAGAAAUUUUGAGUGUUGUUUUUGCUAAAUGAAAAAACUGUGUGAGGAAAUGUUUCACUUUUAGCAGUUUGGCCUUGAUUAGGAUAACUUCUGACUUUCCAGAAUAACACUUGCUCUGUAGCAAAGACUUUUUGAGCAGGGAUCCAAGAGUGGAAAACAAAUGUCCUGUUACACAAACA